Messenger RNA from Aspergillus ibericus CBS 121593, 1170 nucleotides. RefSeq names its product IGBP1/TAP42 family protein. Lineage: Eukaryota; Fungi; Ascomycota; Eurotiomycetes; Eurotiales; Aspergillaceae. Gene Ontology annotation, cellular component: cytosol. The record is from RefSeq and is a predicted model, not a curated record. The coding region runs from base 46 to 1116 and encodes 356 amino acids. Gene Ontology annotation, molecular function: protein phosphatase 2A binding. Gene Ontology annotation, biological process: regulation of signal transduction; regulation of dephosphorylation. The transcript is spliced from 3 exons.
CUUUAAUCUAACCACAAACUCAUCAUAUUUGCGUAAAUCCUCGCAAUGGAACCGCCGCAGAAUCUACGAUCCCUCUUUGCCGACGCGAAAGCCGAGAAAACGGCAUUGGAAGCCCGCCCCGACAGCAACACGGACGCCUACCGCAGUGAUGUCAACGCAACAAUAGCCAAGCUUGAGGAAUGCCAGCGGCUAGUGGGCUUGCUGUCCUUGUUCAGUUCGAAUGAACCUUUAGAGGAUAUUUCCACGACAGACAUACAGUAUCUUACAGUGGAGUAUCAUCUUGCAGACCUUCUCCAAAGAUCCUACAGCUCAGACCGCGAAGCUCUCCUCCGCCGUGCGCUUGGGCAGUACGAACGCUUCCUCGCCCGACUGGACGAUUACGAUGUCCUUAACGAAAAGGACAAGAAGCUUUACGAACGCUAUGCAGCUAAUCCCGCUACUUUCUCCCUGACCACGACCAACGAUGCCGCGACCCGACGAGAGGUGAAGAUAAACCGAUUCAAGGAGGAAAAGGAGCUCAAGCAGAAACUCGAGUAUUUCGCGAACAAUCAAAGCCGGCUGCAAAGUGAUGACGAGGAUGUACGGAAACUCUAUCUCGCGGAGAUCGACCUCUACAUUCACCAGUCAUUCCAGUCUGUGGAUCUCCUGUCACAAGAAUUGACCAUGUUAGCGAACUUCCGCAACGCGGCCCCGGAUCCCUCUCGGUCCCUGCAGGAUGACCCACGUCAGCGGAACGGAACAAGCAAUUCAGAUUACUCCGAGCGGCUGGAUCCCCCGCUUGCGCAGCUCCUCAGAGGCGGGAAGUUCGGCCCCAUCCUAAGCAAGGAGGGCAGGCCGAUGCAGCCUUUCACGUUGCUCGACCGCAGGACGCAGCUGCAGCAAGGCGUUUUCCGAUCCGGGCAUAAUUUACCCACCAUGACGAUUGAUGAGUAUCUUGAAGAGGAGAGGAGAAGGGGUAACAUUAUUGAGGGCGGAGGAGAGAAGUCAGGUAUAAAGGAGGAGGUUGAUGAAGACGACCUGGACAGGGCCGACGAAGAAACAAUGAAAGCCCGGGAAUGGGAUGAGUUUAAAGAAGCCAACCCAAGAGGCUCUGGAAAUACACUGAAUAGGGGCUGAUGUGUCUACUAAACCGACAUAUAUCUAAUCUAGAUACCACUUAAAUGCGAUGCC